Messenger RNA from Cercospora beticola, 5209 nucleotides. RefSeq lists its product as uncharacterized. Gene Ontology annotation, molecular function: guanyl-nucleotide exchange factor activity. The record is from RefSeq and is a predicted model, not a curated record. Lineage: Eukaryota; Fungi; Ascomycota; Dothideomycetes; Mycosphaerellales; Mycosphaerellaceae. Gene Ontology annotation, biological process: regulation of ARF protein signal transduction.
GCUGCUGUCACUGCGCGAGCAGCCAGGGCUUGCUGCGCCAAAACGGAUGCCGCACUGCGAGUCCCGUCCAGCAUAGGGUUGAUUGGCGAACCAUUGCUGCGUUGUGCUGCCUCCUGCUGCCGGCACCCGCCUGCUCGCCAUGGAGCCCCAUCAGUAUGCAUCAGCCUCUGCCUCCUCUGCAUCGCGCUCUGCUACUACUGCACAUGCUACUGCCGGCCUGGAGUCCCCGCCGAGGAGUCCUCCCAUUCCUCCCAGCAUCCGGACGAGCUCACGAGGCUUUCGCGACGGCCAAACGACCAAUUCACCACCGGACUGGCGUAGCGGCAGUGGGAGUCCUCCUCGCACGCCGCCUCCUCGAACACGCAGCGAACGGAAGGGCAAACAGCCAGUGCGUCCCGGCGACAGCCCCAACUCGCCCCAAACCAUCACGGCGCCGUCCGACCAGCAGCGGUACUCUCAUGGGCUGUCGUGGCACAUGACGACGCGCGAUUCUGUUGUCGACAACCUCCUACUCUCGCUCGAUUCCUUCUCGCACCAGGACAACAGCGCAAUGGCGGAGCCCCAAGAUCUCGAGCGCCAUACCUUUCUACAUUCCCUCACUGGCCAGUUCCCAUCAGGCCUGACCCAGCAGCGCGCCAGAGGGCAUACGCAUUCAUCUUCCGAUUCCGAGUUCGCGCGACACGUGGAGUCUCCAGGCAAUCGUUCCAUCCAGUCUGGCCGGGGCCGACGCAGCAAUAGUAAUUCGAUAUCUGGUUUUGGACAGAGCUUGACGAUGCGUCUGAAGCCGGGCAGUAUGGGGCGGCAUAGUAGCGAUACGCAGAGAACAAUCAAUAACAAGAGCGGCAUGACAAACGGAGAAACGAGCAAUAGUCAUGCCAAUGGCGCAUCGUUGGAGCCCGCUGCCAUGCCAGCAUUCGCGCGGCGCUCAGUGAGCAUGGAGCAUAUAACAACGGGAUCGGGCGAGCCUUCCGUGCUCACGCGUGGGCGACCGGUGCCUUCUAUACACAGCAGGUACGAGUCGAACAACGAAUCAGAUGGUGAAGCCGCACCAGAACCAGUCAUCGCAGCCGGCCCACGGAAACAGCUCAACCCCACCGCGAAUGGUCCGGUCUACGUCAAUUCUGCAAACCCCAAGGCACAAAAGCCGAACCAAUUGCGCAAACAGGCCACGCAGGAUAACCUGCGUGGAAAGUCUGGUUAUGCGCCAAAUCUCAUUCCACCAGAAAUUAGGACCCAAGCUGCGGAUUUCGUCAGGACGGAGAGCAUGCGAGCCGGAAUCACGGGUCUGCACCCGCCAUCCGCGCAGACGACUGUGCCAUCCAGUCCUGGAAACCAGGUUAGAAGAAGAGACCCUUCUCCCCCACGAGAGAAGCAGGGCUUUUUUAAACGCGUUUUUGGAGGAAGUUCACGCGUGGUCUCUUCGCCCACUGAACGACCCAGCUCCAAGCACGUCGGCCAAACUGCGACCAAGUCAGAUGCACCUCUUCGGUCGGUGUCCCAAGCAUCCGCUGCACAAACUCCCAAUGCGGAGUCGCAGCAGACACCUAUCGUCAACAUGCCCACCACAACUCAGACGCUCAACAAGAAGCCCUCUUCAUUUUUCAGACGACGCAAGAAGUCCGCAUCAGAAACACUGCAGCCGCCACCACUUCCACUCCCGUCUGAAACUCCCACGAACUUUACUGUGAACCAAGCUCAACCCAGUCCGUCGAUCAGCAGUCUACGCAAGGUCAUGGAUCCAUACCUUUCCCAAGACACACGUGAUGUCAAUGGCACAGCCAAGUCCAAGGAUGAGACGGUGUCACGACCCACAACCAGUGACACCAAAACAGAGGACUCCGAGGACCCCGACAUUUUUCAUUCCGGCUACACGCCACCGCUUGAUGCAUCGCUUCAAUCACGAUAUCCAAUACCGGUGCAGUACGGAAGUCCGAAGUCGAAGCUGAAAGUCAAGAAACGCAAACCGGACGCCCUGGUCACAGCGGGCAACAAGGGUUCUGAAGACGAGCGGGAACCCAGCAAAGAAACGGUGCGUGGGACAGUGGCUGAUCCAAGCAACGAAACGGGCAGGGUAUCACCGAUUGGUGACAUCCCUCCCGAUAUGAUUGCCCGCGACUACAACGACCUUCUUCUUGACAGUAGCAGGCCCAGCACUGGCGAUCGUAUAAUUAGGUCCAAGGCAGACAGUCCAGAUCUACUUGGUUCUGACAUGAAAGACUCUGCCAUCGAACCCAACACCGAGUUGAGCGUCAAUGAAGAUGGCUGGUACGUCAGAGCGCACUCAGGGCCGGAGCGGCCACCUUCAAAGACGUCCGACCGGCUGGUGCUGAGGCCAACCGCGUCUGAGGAGCGUCUCAACAGAGACGGUGACCUAUCCGCCACUGAAGGCCAGACAAUACUCGCUGCCCGGACCUCGAACGCACUCGCGCCUGGACCCACUGUCAGUCAAGCAACACAGCCAGUUUCGUCUGCGCAGACAAGCCCCGUCCCGCAGGCUCUACUACCUAUGGUAACGGUCAACAACAGUCAAGUCAACAAUGGUCCGGUCAACCACGGCUCGGUGUCGCGGAAGUCUAGUGACCCCACAAUCAUUCGGGUUCCCUCUCCUUUGACAGAGGACGGCGCCGAAUACAAAGAACGCGCGCGCAAGAUUUUCGAUGGCGAUGAAGAGGAUGUCCCCAAAGCGGACGCUGCUUCCUGGCUCGGCGAGCGGAAUACGCUCAGCACGAAAACACUUGCAGCAUACAUGGGGCUGUUUGAUUUCUCCGGGCUGAAUGUGCUGGCUGCUUUGCGGCUGCUUUGCAGCAAACUAACCCUCAAAGGAGAAACGCAGCAGUUCGAUCGUAUCAUCACAGCUCUGUCUGCACGAUGGUGCGAGUGCAACCCAAACCAUGGAUUCAAAGCGCAGGACGUCAUACACACCAUUUUCUAUUCAAUCAUUCUUCUAAACACAGAUCUGCACUUAGCAGACAUCGAGGAGCGCAUGUCGAGGAGUGCGUAUGUCAAGAAUACUUUGCCAACCAUCAGACGUGUAGUGCAGGACGCUGCACCUGACGCGUUUGGUGGUACCAUUAAACCAACGCCCAGCGCGCUGCGACCAACAAUGCCUUGGUCCAAUUCAGGUCCUUCUGAACCGACUUCGCCGAUCAUGACACCUACGUCGCCAUCAGCAAUAGCAGAGCGGACCGACUCGAACACGAUGCUAGAGCCCGCUUCUGCCUCAAGCUUUGCUGUCAACUCCAAGCGAUUGUCUAUUCGACCAUCUGCAGUGCGCAACGACUCCGACGUGAUGACACCGGAAUCUGCAGCUAACGGCGUGUCGAAUGCAUUGGUCAGCAGCCCUUGGACAGGCAAUAUCCGAGGAUGGGAAGCAGAAUUGGAAACUAUUCUAAAGUCAUUCUUCACUUCGAUCAAGACCGAACCUCUUCCUUUGCACGGCGCCACGGCACAAGAUGUUAUGAGCAACCGCAAUCUUUCCGUGGUCGAUAUGAGCAGCACGCUCAAGCGCUCUGGCUCCAUAGUAAGCAAGGCGCCAUCCGAAGCGAUGUCGUCCAUGUCGUACAGGUCGAACGCCAAAGACUUCCGAUCUGCAAUGAGAUGGCCCGGCAGAGGUAAUCGAGCUAAAGGGAAAUUGUACCCACCCAGCACAGCUGGCUCCUCUCGAACCAGCUUCGACGAUGGAAGCGGGUUCUGGUCACCAGCUCAAAGCAGCAAAUAUUCCUACAGCAAGACUCUUACAUCUGCAUCGGUCGGCAGUUUUUCCAACAUGUCUGCCAUGGCCGAUUUCAAGCACUCGAUCGGCUUCGCCAAUGCCUUGUCCUCUGCAAUCAUCCGGGAGGAGACCAGCGGUGGCGAAUCCGAGUCAUUCUCUGUCAAUGGAGGCUUGCUGGAAGAUGAAGCGCUUGCUUUGGAGGGAGCGCCAUGGGCCAAGGAAGGCCUGCUCAAGCACAAACACCACCUUGAUGCACCUGACCGAAAGUCCAGAGAGCGCAACUGGAACGAUUGUUUCGCCGUCAUCAGCAAGGGCAAACUGACUCUUUUCGCCUUUGGCACCUCCACUUCCAAACAGUCGAGUUCUAGAAAAGCGCAACUUGGCAGAAUUGGCAAGGCAGCCAGCGUGACCGGGGCAAGAGUCGGUGGUGGUGAUUGGAUGGAGAACGCAGAGCAGCUUGAAGUGUUCGUGCUACGACAGACAAUCGCAUCCACCCUACCACCCCCCGGCUACAGUAAGGCUCGGCCGCAUGUGUGGGCUCUCAGUCUGCCUAAUGGAGCAGUACAUCUAUUCCAAGUCGGCACUCCUGAGAUCGCCAUCGAAUUCAUGACAACUGCCAAUUACUGGUCUGCGCGUCUGAGCAAGGAGCCACUGUCGGGUGGUGUGUCGAACAUUGAAUACGGCUGGUCCGAACACGUCAUCAACUCCGCCUUGACAGAUCGAUCCGACACGUUCAGCACACCACCUUCCUCAAUGGCUACCAGAGGUCACAGCCACAGCAUAUCGACCGACCGUCCGGGGAGGGGUAGUCUGCAAUCUUCGCUUCGCUCCAGCUUCGACACCGGCUACGGCAGCAGCAAGAUUAGACUGCCAGCGGACAAGGUUAUGAUACAUGAGUGGCAUCCCCCGACGCAGUCAAUGAUGGCUAGUCAACUGAUGGAAGUGGAUCAGCUGAGGCAACUGACUGCGUACGUGCAGAACUCAGAACAGGAGCUCGAGAAGCACAACGAGCUUAAGCAUGCCAUCGAGCUUGCGUACUCGCCCCGCCACCCCAAUUUCGCCAAAGCCAUGGCCAACUGGCAGCGCAAAUCUGACUAUCUGCUCCGCGAGAUUGUCAAGUUCCGAACGUACAUUGACAGCUUGUCCGCGGCCCAAAAGGCUAAGGAGGCCUUCUAUGCAAAGAAGGCAGAAGGCAGGCCGUUGUCGCGCUCAAGCCGUCGGGACGAGGAUGCGCAAGAAGCUCCGAAGAUCGAUGAUGUGCUGGCCCCGCGAGGAAUUCACACUUCAGGUUAGAAGCGCUGGAGAUGGUCAGCGUUCCCCAACGGGCAGUACUCCACAGAAAAGCGGCGCCUGGAGAGGCGGAAGACGCUUGGAGAUGUAUUCGUGUACGAGUAAGACAGCUUCUUCUGAUACACCACACGACAGUUUUCACAUGUUGAGAUGGGAUAGCGAGGCGUUUCGAGUGGGAGACACGAGCAACGAGGAUAUCGCAGGUUU